GGUUGUUGCGUAGUGACCUUGCUUGAGGAGGUUGUUCAAUUCAAUCUGGCAAGUGUAGGUGUCCGGCUUGCCUGCAAUCGUCUUUUCUCUCUAAGUUACUCAGGGUCUUGUCGUACGAAGUUUGCACCAAAAAUCCAUCUCUACAUACUCAGAUAUACUUUUUAUUCCAUGCCGCAGAAAUCAAUCUUAUCAUUCUUUUCCGGGAGUGACAAAAAAGAAACUGAGAAAACAAAUAAGGAAAAGAUGAUUAGUUCAAAACAGCCUGACAAUACUUCACAUAAAAGCAUAAAGCGCAGACGCAUCAUUGUCGAAAGUGAUGAUUCAUUAACAGAAAUGCCCAAUAAAAGUAGUGAAUAUGUUCAUAACGAUAUUAAUUUUGAAGAAAGUGAUGCAGAAAUCCCUUCUAAAUUACCUGAUUUAGUACAUCAACCAAUAAGUAAUCCUACAAGUGAGGAUAAAUUGUUACAGAAUGUGACUGAUACAAGAACUAAAGACAAAUUCAAGGACUUAACAGGCAAUAUUCUAAGCAGAUCAAAUGUUAAUGAAAAGUCGUCACGGAGUCCUGACAAACUAGUUACCCGUUACGACCCCAGCAAAACGGAUUAUCACCCUAUCCAUGAUUGCAACUGGCGAGAAGGUGAAAGUGUCCCUUAUUUGUCAUUGGCGAGAACAUUUGAGUGUAUUGAGGCCACAUCUGGCAGAAUAAAAAUAACAGAAAUGCUGUGCAAUUUUUUUCGCUCAGUCGGUUUGUUGUCUUCAUUUGAUUUGACAAGCUGCGUUUACCUAUGCCUCAACCAACUGGGACCCGCAUAUGAAGGGAUGGAACUAGGCGUGGGGGAGACAGUCCUAUUAAAGGCUUUGGCCGCAACUACAGGUGUUGGGAUUGAACAUAUGCGUUCGAGUUUGAAGCAACAUGGUGAUCUUGGGGUUGUCGCCGAAACUAUCAGAUCACGCCAGAAAAUCCUGUCAGCUCCGAAACCAUUGACCAUUUCUCUAGUAUUUUCUAAACUGAAAGAUAUUGCUUCAAUGUCUGGAAAUUCAGUAAGUUAUUAUAUUCUCUUUUGAGAAUGAUUGGUGUGUUAAUUAGCCAUUUAUCCUAUGAAGUAAAUUUCAUCUUGUUGCUUUAAUCUAAACAAAAGUUCAACUUUCAUUGAUCAUAUCUAGCGAAACGAAAGUUCAUUCAUGGUCAUUUUGUUUAUAUUGUCCCACUAUCCAUGGGAACAGACAGACUGAUAUUUCCUCAUUAAGUCUGCCAUGCAGCAAUUUGUCCAUCACUCUUUAAAACUUAUCGCUGAAAAUUUUCUAAAAUAUUAUCAACAAGAAGUCUUCUCAAGCUUUCUAUUUGUAGCCUGCUUUUUUCUCCCAAUUAAACCUAAUAAGUAUCAGUUUGUUUUUCAAAGAUUUCUUCAAAUUCCAAAGAGUUUGGUAAAUUAAUUUCAUCAUGGCUGAGAAGUUUGUCAGUUUUUUACUUAAUGUUAGCCUCCUGUUUAUGAACUCCAUAUACAUUCCAUCUUUUCAGCUCAUAAGUAAUUAGAAUUUUUGAGCCCAGCUCCAUUUCAGUCCUAAAUCCUAUAGAUGGACGCCAAUCAGGAAAAGGUAUGACAGUUUCUUUUGUAUUGAAGGGGAAUUUACAUAUGGUUGACGUGUUGAUAGUUUACCAGUCGUUGCUUUUAGACUUAUCUCCAUCACUUUGCUAGCAAAAUGGAGUCAUAUAAGGACCCCAUAUCCGUGUCAUCUUCUUGUUUGUAUCAGUAUAAUAAGUGAAUAGCAGAAUCUCUUACAUUAGUUAUGUCCAUAAAUAAACAAUUGUGCAAAUCAAGGUACUGCAUAAUGCCCAUUACCAUAACUUUGGUUUGUGACAUUAUCUAGCUUUACCUGCUAAUUACCAGUCGAUGGAAUAUUGACUUAUCGGAGUAAGUUUUAUUCGUAAUUGUAUCCAUUUUAUGCUCAGCGAAUUUAAACGUUUAUUACUAAUAGCUUUAUUUCUAGUUUCUGUACUAUUUACACUGUUUAUAUUUUAGAAAUUGAUUAAACCGCUUUGUACUUGUUUUACUCGUAGUUUCCUUUCAGAUUAAUUCAUCAGAGAGAUUAAACGCUACAACUGGCACGUUUGUCAGUAGGAGAAUUUAAACCUACUUGUCCCUGUGUAUUAGUCUGAAUAUUACUAAGGAUUAUUAUCACUUAUCUGUUUGCGAUUUUCUACCGUAAUUUUAACUAGGUGUUUGCAUAAAAUUUCAGUUGAUUAGUAACCAGUUAUAAAACCCUAACUUACCACAACAUUCAAUUUUUCAUAUGACGCAUAUACAACAAACUACUUGAAUCUUUACGCAUCUAAUUUUUUUCAUGCUGUUCUGCGUCAGUUCUUUGAUUUUAUUAAAGCGUGUUGGAACAGUAAACUUCUUUUCGCAUUCUGAUAGUCAAAUCGACUUCGUCAACUUUCCCAUUCGCUUAUUAGGCUCAAAACAAAAAGGUGGAAAUUAUUCGCUCGCUUCUAGUGGCUUGUCGAGAAUCUGAAACUAAAUAUAUUAUACGUAGUUUAUCAGGAAAAUUGCGUAUUGGCUUAGCUGAACAAACGGUGCUCACAGCUCUUGGUCAGGCUGUGGCUAUGACGCCAUUUCAUUUUAAAGUCGGUGAUAAAAGCACGCGAGUAGUCAAUGCUUCUAAUGGUAUGUCUAAUGAGCACUGGAAAGUUACAAUGGAUACUGCAGUUGCAAAUGUUAAAAGGGCGUAUUGCGUUUGUCCAGACUACAGCCGUCUUAUAAAAGCUCUUUUAACAAGUAGUCAUGAAUCCCUGGAUCAAAUAUGCACAAUCACUCCAGGUAUUCCUCUAAAACCAAUGUUAGCUUCUCCUACACAUGGAAUAUACGAAAUUUUAAAGAGGUUUGAAGAAUGUGAUUUCACUUGUGAAUAUAAAUAUGAUGGUGAAAGGGCUCAAAUUCAUAUUCUCCCUUCAGGUGCCAGUCACGUGUAUUCACGUAAUCAAGAAGAUAAUACGACAAAAUAUCCUGAUAUCGUAAAUAAUCUGAUGUCUAGGGUUCUGCCAGAGUCUAAACUAACGCCUCAUGCAAUUGAGCUACUCAGUGAAAUUGUUAAAGAUAAUAAAAGACAAGUUCAAUCAAAUGGUAUAAUUGGAAACAAACUGGAGAGUUGUAUUAUCGACUCGGAAGUUGUAGCUUGGGAUCGUUUAGCUGGACAUAUUUUACCAUUCCAAGUUCUAUCAACGCGAAAGCGUAAAGAUGUAGAUGAAUCUACACUGAAAGUACAAAUAUGCAUUUAUGUAUUCGAUAUACUUUUUAUAAAUGGUGUAUCUUUAAUUGAACAGCCAUUACGCAUACGUCGAGAAAUACUUCGAGAAGUAUUUCCGCGCAUUUCUGGAGAGUUCAUGAUGGCAACCUCUCUUGAUUCAUCUGAUACAGAUGAGAUCGCGACUUUUCUUGACGAAGCCAUCAAAGGUAAUUGUGAAGGGUUAAUGAUAAAAACACUGGAUCAUAAUUCUACCUACGAAAUCGCUAAAAGAUCUCAUAGCUGGUUAAAAUUGAAAAAAGACUAUUUAGAAGGUGUUGGUGAUACAUUGGAUUUAGUGGUGAUAGGUGGAUUUCAUGGAACUGGUAAACGUGCUGGUCGUUACGGUGGUUACUUGCUGGCAUGCUAUGACCCAGAUACAGAAGAAUACCAGACAAUAUGCAAAAUUGGUACAGGAAUGAAAGAUGAUGAAUUGGCUUCAUUUUCGGAGUUUUUCAAGAACCAUGUAACUGACAAAGCAAAACCUUAUUAUCAAUACACAAUUAGUUUAAUUCCAGACCAAUGGUUUGAGCCUGUUCAAGUUUGGGAAGUAAAGGCAGCCGAUUUGAGUAUAUCACCUGGACACAAAGCCGCUGCUGGUUUAGCGGAUCCACAAAAAGGUAUUUCACUGAGAUUCCCGAGGUUCGUUCGGAUUCGAGAUGACAAGAAGCCUGAAGACGCGACAACAGCCCAACAAGUUUAUGAACUUUAUCAAAGUCAAGAGCAGAUAAAGAAUCAGCAUGGCAAUAUACAAACAGGCAACAAUGAUGAUGAAGAUAUGUAUUGAAUUCAUAUUCUUUUUUAUAAACACAGGCACCACCUUAUAUAACAUUAGUUGUAAAAUAUUUUAUAUAAAAAUGAUAAAUUAAAAUAUAAAAUACAUCUAUUUGUG
Molecule: messenger RNA, 4174 nt
Organism: Schistosoma haematobium
Lineage: Eukaryota; Metazoa; Platyhelminthes; Trematoda; Strigeidida; Schistosomatidae
Product: tRNA ligase
Exons: 20
Coding region: 2606-4069 (487 amino acids)
Biological process (GO): DNA biosynthetic process; Okazaki fragment processing involved in mitotic DNA replication; DNA recombination
Cellular component (GO): nucleus; mitochondrion
Molecular function (GO): DNA binding; DNA ligase (ATP) activity; ATP binding
Source: RefSeq, a predicted model, not a curated record